GCCGUCUCUGCUGCGCCAAGUUGGGGGAACCUGUUGCUCGUCACGGAGGCGCUCCCGCCGAACUCGGCCCCGCACCUGGCGCUCGCGGCCGGCCGGCCGGCGUCCUGGCUUCGGUGAGCGGCCCGCGGGGUCGGCCGGGCGGCGGCGGCGCGAUGUGGCCCGAGGGCGCGGACGAGCGGCGGGCGCCCGAGCAGCCCCGCGACCGCCCCCGGAGCCCCGCGCGCGCCGCCCUCGAGCGCGAGCACGUGCGCGCGCACCUGCGGGCCCGCCUGAAGCUGCUGGAGGUGGGGAUCCUGCUGGACCGGCUGCAGCGCGAGGUGGACUCGGUGGAGGGCGCCGUGGGCCAGGGCCGCUGCGGGAGCGGCGAGGCGGAGGAGCGGGUGCUGAAGCUGUACGAGAAGGCGGAGAGGAAGGCCGCCGAGGUGGCGCGGAUGGGGCGGAGGAUCGUGGAGCUCCACGGCCAGAUCGACAGCUGCGGCUUCUCCUGAAGGACGCGGGCCCGGAAACUUGAGGUCGGAGUUCUGCAAGAGAGAAGACGCUACUUGGCUGCAGUUGCUGAAGCAAGAAGCCAGACCCCCUUCAGGGAUGUGGACACCACCGCUUUGGAUCAGAUUGAGAGGGCCCCCGGUGAGAUCGGGGGCUGUUGGGCACGGAGAGUGGUGAUGUCUGUGUUUUGGGAUUCUGCAGUCCAUCAGCUCGGAGCAGGAGAGCUGCGUUCUUUUCAUUUUCUUUGUUUGGUUGUUUCUUUUCUUUCAGAAAUGUAAUUUUUCUGUGGCCUGUAAACUGGUACACAUCGUGUAACGUGUCUGGUGAGCAACCUAGACUAAAGGAUGAGAUCUAGGUACUGUGAGUCUUGGCUGACUCUGAGAUAAACUUUUUUGAUCUAGUCAGGCAUUUCAGGAGCUUCUCUGCCACAACUGCACGUGAUAUUUGCAUGGCUUGGAGGGUUUGGGGAGGACAGCCUGGCGCUGACCGGGGUGGGCCCCAAACUGAUAGCAGGGAGCAUCUUCCAGGCUUAGAGGACCUCUGGCCGAGGUCCUCAGAGCAGAGCUCACAGGAACUGAGAGCAGGGCUCUAGCUUGUGAUAAAGUUCGUUUGCCUGGAAAACAAGCAUUGAAAGCCAGUUUUUGGAAUCUUUGUGCAAACUACCAAAGCCAUUGACUUGGCUGGGAAAAGGUGAGAUAAAUAAAUUUUUUUCACCAUGAAA
Messenger RNA from Leopardus geoffroyi (Geoffroy's cat), 1207 nucleotides. RefSeq names its product putative MORF4 family-associated protein 1-like protein UPP. The coding region runs from base 153 to 488 and encodes 111 amino acids. Lineage: Eukaryota; Metazoa; Chordata; Mammalia; Carnivora; Felidae. The transcript is spliced from 2 exons. The record is from RefSeq and is a predicted model, not a curated record.